Molecule: messenger RNA, 2058 nt
Organism: Thecamonas trahens ATCC 50062
Lineage: Eukaryota; Apusomonadida; Apusomonadidae
Product: acetate/CoA ligase
Exons: 2
Coding region: 1-2058 (685 amino acids)
Molecular function (GO): acetyl-CoA synthetase activity; AMP binding
Source: RefSeq, a predicted model, not a curated record
AUGGCAUCGAAAAUAGGCCAUGAGACACAACCCCACUUCUCCCCCCAUCAAAGAAUCAGGAACAUGUCCGAGACUGCCUCGCCCUGCGACGGGCGCCCCGAGAUGACCCAGCUUCACCCGCCGCCGCAGACGGCUGCCAACGUUGAGUCACUGGAGGCGUACCAGGCAAUGUACAACGAGUCGAUCACGGAUCCGGACGGGUUCUGGAGCCGGAUGGGCAAGGAGCUGGUGACCUGGCAUCGCGAGUUUGAUACCGUCUCGCACGGCUCGUUUGCCGAGGGCGACAUCGCUUGGUACCUCGGCGGCGAGCUCAACGUGUCGGUCAACUGUCUGGACCGGCACCUGAAGACGCGCGGCGACAAGGUUGCACUCAUCUGGGAGGGCGACGAGCCCGGUGAUGUGCGCAAGUUCACCUACCGCGAGCUCCACCGCGAGGUGUGCAAGCUCGCGUCGGGCAUGCGCGACGCCGGGGUCAAGGCCGGUGAGUGCGUGGCGCUGUACAUGCCGAUGGUGCCCGAGGCGAUCUUUGCCAUGCUUGCAUGUGCGCGGCUCGGCGCGCCGCACUCGGUCGUCUUUGCUGGCUUUUCGGCCGACGCGCUCCGCGACCGCAUCCUCGACGCCGGCUGCCGGGUGGUGAUGACGGCGGACCAGGGCGUGCGCGGUGGGCGGCGGACGAACCUCAAGAAGACGGUCGAUGAGGCGCUCCUUGAGUGCCCGGGCGUCGACCUGGUCAUCGUCCACCAGCGCACGGGCGAGACUGGGCCGGACGUGCCGUUUGUCGCCGGCCGCGACGUGUACAUGGCGGACCUGAUGGCCAAGGCCCGGCCGUACUGUGUGCCGGCAGUCCGCAACGCCGAGGACACGCUCUUUGUGCUCUACACCUCGGGCUCGACCGGGCGGCCCAAGGGCGUGCUCCACACCUCGGCCGGCUACCUGGUGUGGGCCAUGAUGACCCACAAGUACACCUUUGAUCUCCGCGACGAUGACGUCUUUGCGUGCAUGGCCGACAUCGGUUGGAUCACCGGCCACACGUACAACUGCUACGGCCCGCUGGCCAACGGCGCAACGUCGAUGCUCUUCGAGUCGACGCCGCUCUACCCGGACGCCGGCAGGUACUGGGACGUGGUCGAGCGCCACGGCGUGACCCAGCUCUACACCGCGCCCACCGCCAUCCGCGCCCUGAUGAAGUACGGCAGCGAGCCGGUCCAAAAGUACGACACCUCGUCGCUGCGAGUUCUCGGCACCGUUGGCGAGCCCAUUGCCCCGCUCGCUUGGAACUGGUACAACGAGGUCGUUGGCGCUAAGCAGUGCACCAUCGUCGACACGUACUGGCAGACCGAGACCGGCGGCCACAUGCUCACCGCCCUUGCCGGCGUUACGCCGACAAAGCCUGGCUCGGCCACCCUGCCGUUCUUUGGCGUCAAGCCGGCCAUUGUCGAGCCCGACACCGGCAACGUCAUCGAGGGUAACGAGGUCGAGGGCGUACUCGUCAUGCAGCAGCCGUGGCCCGGCAUGUGCCGUACCGUCCUCGGCGACCACCAGCGGUACCUCAACACGUACAUGACGGCGUACUCUGGCAACUACUUUACCGGCGACGGCGCCAUCCGCGACAUGGACGGCUACUACUGGAUCACCGGCCGCGUCGACGACGUUGUCAACGUCUCGGGCCAUCGCCUUGGCACCGCGGAAAUCGAGGCCGCCGUUGUUAACCACGACGCCUGCGUCGAGGCCGCCGCCAUUGGCAUCCCGCACGAGCUCAAGGGCCAGGACAUCUUUGUCUACGUCAUCCUGCACAACGGCUACGAGCCGAGCGACGACCUCGCCCACGAGCUGCGCGACGCCGUCAAGGAGGGCAUUGGCUCGUUUGCAAAGCCUGCCGCCUCGAACAUCGUCUUUGUCGAAGGCCUGCCCAAGACCCGCUCCGGCAAGCUCAUGCGCCGCAUCCUCCGCCUCAUCGCCACCGGCGAGGAGUCGCGCCUCGGCGACGUCUCCACCCUGGCUGACCCCGCCGUCGUCCCGGCCAUCAUCGCCGCUGUCAAGGCCAAGCGCGACGCCUAA